Molecule: messenger RNA, 393 nt
Organism: Pseudogymnoascus destructans
Lineage: Eukaryota; Fungi; Ascomycota; Leotiomycetes; Thelebolales; Thelebolaceae
Exons: 3
Coding region: 1-393 (130 amino acids)
Source: RefSeq, a predicted model, not a curated record
AUGUUUCGCACGCCAGUAUUGAGGGCCCUGGAGAAAGGACCGACCUAUAUCGAUACGAAUGUGUAUAGGGCGAAGCGACUUUGGCCGCCGGAUUUCGAGAAGCUCUCUACUAAGCAUCAAUUCCGUUUGGAACGACGAUAUCGACGAAGGAGCAAGCUGAAGUGGGCCAGGCCAAAGUGGACAAAGGCUGUGAAGAUUGCACAAUUAGGCAGCAUAGUUUUUGUUACCGUCUACGGUGUAUUAUUCGCCGACUGGAAGCAAGAAAAUGAACCAUUUCAAGGGCUGCGAAACAAAUUCCGCGAAUUGACGGGCUCAAUAUGGACGACGAAGCCGGAAAGAGGGCAGCGACGAGAAGGAGCAGAGGGGGCUGGUUCUAAACCAAAUGUACAAUAG